CACAAUACCCACAAAUUUGUUUCGCUUCAAAAUUCUCAGAAAUUCAUCUUCAUAUGGAUUUUAAUCUAUAGGGUUUCUUGAUUUCUUGAAAAAAAUUGGUUCUUUUGUAUCUUUCUUUUUAUAUAUAUAUCUGUUUAGUAACUCGAAAGAGUGAAAAAAAUGGCUACUGUGAACCCAUUCGACCUUUUGGAUGAUGAUGCUGAGGACCCAAGUUUGUUAAUUGCUGCUCAGCAGCUAAAGCAUGUGGCUCCUGUUGCAUCUGCACCAGCCAAGAAGGCUCAAGCUCAGCCUACUAAGCCUGCUGCUAAGUUGCCGUCAAAGCCAGUUCCUCCUUCUCAAGCUGUGAGGGAAGCCAGGACUGAUGGCCAGCGAGGAGGCGGCCGUGGGGGUCCACGUGGAGGAGCUCGCGGACGUGGGCGUGGACGUGGGUUUAACCAAGAAUUUACUGAUGAUGGGAAUGCUUUUGGCAGCAAUAAUGGAUUCUCUGGGCGGUAUAGUGCUCCAGAAGAUGGAGAAUCAGGAAAGGUUUCUGAAAGGAGAGGUGGAUAUGGUGGAUCUCGUGGGGGGUUCCAUGGAGGUCGUCGUGGUGGUUUCAAUAACGGGGAUGCUGCAGAAGGAGAAGGGGAACGCCCAAGGAGAGUGUUUGAUCGACGAAGUGGAACUGGCCGUGGGAAUGAGUUUAUUAAACGGGAGGGCUCUGGUCGUGGGAAUUGGGGAACUACUGCAGAUGAUAUUGCACCGGUGACUGAAGAAUCUGUUAAUGAUGGUGAGAAGAUUGUCGAUGCUGAGAAACAAUCUGGACAGGAAGAUGCUGGAGACACCAAUAAGGAUUCUUCUGCUGCUGAGCCAGAAGAGAAGGAACCUGAGGAGAAGGAGAUGACCCUCGAAGAGUAUGAGAAGGUAAUGGAAGAGAAGAGGAAGGCUUUGGUGGCUCUGAAGCAAGAGGAAAGAAAGGUUAAUUUGGACAAAGAACUUCAAUCCAUGCAACUUCUCUCAAACAAGAAGAAUGAUGAUGAGAUCUUCAUCAAAUUGGGUGCUGAGAAAGAUAAGAAAAAAGAAGCAGUGGAAAAAAACAAAAAGACAAAAAGCAUAAAUGAGUUCUUGAAGCCUGCUGAGGGAGAAAGUUACUAUCGCCCUGGUGGCCGUGGUAGGGGCCGUGGCCGUGGAAGAGGUAAUGGCGGUGGAUAUGGUGGAAUCAACAGUGUUUCAACCCCAUCCAUUGAAGAUGUUGGUCAAUUCCCCUCCUUGGCUGCCAAGUAAGGGAGCAAGUCCUGCAUGGAUUAGGUAAAAAAGGAAGCAAAAGCAACUGUUGUCGUCUGAUCCGUCUUCCUUUUUCCGUCAUUUAUGAUAUUUCCCGGAACCUUUGGGCAUUCUUGUACUAGAUUUUUUUUUUUGGAAACUCCAUAAUUGUUCUUUAGAGUAUAGAUUUAGAUGUUUUCUGAAGGUGUAUGCCCUGGGUUUUUGUUGACUUCUUUUAUACAUUUAUGAAAACCCUUUUCCUUCGUAUUUAGGUGUUAGGCUUUGAUCUUAUAUUUUCUUGUUUACUU
Molecule: messenger RNA, 1547 nt
Organism: Solanum verrucosum
Lineage: Eukaryota; Viridiplantae; Streptophyta; Magnoliopsida; Solanales; Solanaceae
Product: RGG repeats nuclear RNA binding protein A-like
Exons: 7
Coding region: 160-1260 (366 amino acids)
Cellular component (GO): nucleus; cytoplasm
Molecular function (GO): RNA binding
Source: RefSeq, a predicted model, not a curated record